AUGUGUCUCGCUAAGAAAGAAACGUCACCGCAGAAGGAGGCUGAGUCACCUCGAUCACCUUGGAUGAAGUUUCUUAAUAGACAGAAUUCAAAACCAAGGCUGCCACGAAAGGUGACCAGCUCUACACGAGUGAAUCUAAACAAGUGCUGGUCGAAAUUGGGUGAGUUGAUCUCCAAUACGCCACCACGCACUGACCUGCCAUCGCAUAAGACUGCCUAUUUCGAGGAACCCGUUCUGGUCCCGUUCUCCGAGUACUUCUAUCCCGCGGAUCCGGUCAAACCGGUCGAAGACGAUGAUAACGCUGAAAACGAAAACAUCCUCAACUCAAACCGUUUUGAACUAAUCUCUGAAGAUCUGGAGAUAAGUGACAAUAUGGCGAACGAGGUUCGAGAAAUCUGCUACACGGCGAACAAAUCCAACUGUUUUGUAUGUAAACUUUGCUAUUAG
Messenger RNA from Leptosia nina, 447 nucleotides. NCBI's taxonomy places the organism in Eukaryota, Metazoa, Arthropoda, Insecta, Lepidoptera, Pieridae. The record is from the annotation of a GenBank genome assembly.